AUGCAAAAGCAUCGGAUUGUAACGAGAAUAAACAUUGCUUCCGCCACCCGCAAUCAACCCCCCAGAUUUCAAUAUUUUCCGCAACAACUCCCUCCCAUUUCCCCCACUUCUGCGCUUCUCUAUGCUUCUCCGCGCGCCAUUGCGUUCUCAACCUCCGCGCGCGCCCUCUCCUCCGCUUUAGCUCCUUGCACUCUCCGUGCCGCCGUUCCCUUCGUUGCUCGCGACGUCGCGACUCCACAUUCCACCAUGAGUAAGGUGCACGGAUCGUUGGCGCGUGCCGGUAAGGUGCGCGGGCAGACGCCCAAGGUGGAGAAGCAGGACAAGAAGAAGCAGCCCAAGGGCCGCGCGCACAAGCGCAUGCAGUACAACCGCCGCUUCGUCACCGCCGUGGUGGGAUUCGGCAAGAAGCGCGGCCCUAACUCCUCCGAGAAGUAA
Closterium sp. Yama58-4 is the source of this 435-nucleotide messenger RNA. NCBI's taxonomy places the organism in Eukaryota, Viridiplantae, Streptophyta, Zygnematophyceae, Desmidiales, Closteriaceae. The record is from the annotation of a GenBank genome assembly.